Messenger RNA from Mercenaria mercenaria, 1773 nucleotides. Its product is annotated as cysteine and tyrosine-rich protein 1-like. The record is from RefSeq and is a predicted model, not a curated record. Lineage: Eukaryota; Metazoa; Mollusca; Bivalvia; Venerida; Veneridae. The transcript has 4 exons. Bases 226 to 837 code for a protein of 203 amino acids.
UAUACAUUCAUGGUCUUAAUUUUUACUUUAAACUUGAGAAAGUCACAAUUCUAUAGAUUCGAUCGUGAUAUUUUAAUUUAUUUAUAAAAUAACGGAAACUUUAUAUCAUAUCAAAAGUCCCUGUUCUGAUAGAGUGAAAUAGCAAUAGCGACAUAUUACUGAAGUUAUUUACACAAUGGAUUUAAAACAAUAGAAUAAAACUGUUUAAAGAUAUCAAAGAAGAAAAUGAAAAGUUUUACGUGUAUUUCUAUACGAACUGGAAUAUUUCUAAUUCUAGCACUGGUUGUAGAGGCGGGAGAAUACUGUACCAAUUACGACACUGGACAAACAGAUUAUUGUUCAGGAUAUUGUUGCUCUACAGAGGACGACAGCUGUUGUAGCGACUGGGGAUGGAUUGCAGGCGUCGUGGUCGGUUGUAUAGUUUUUAUUGCGAUUGUCGGCACAAUAAUAUUCCUUGUAUGCCAAAAAAUGAACGCUAAGAAGGCGCCAACUGUGCACGUGCAGAUGUCAAAUAACCAACACACCUCUUUCCAGAGUAACAACAGAAAUACUCGAAGACAGCCAAAUUACAAUAACCAAAACGCCAUGUACACAAAUAUGUCGGCCAAUACGUAUUUACCCCCGCCGCCGCCGUACAGCCAAACCUACACCCCAGCUCCAGCAUACAACCCAAAUCCAUCGUAUCCAGCCCCUCCCCCGUACCCUGGUUCACCUAUGCCAGGGUCUAACGUGUAUUCUGGAGGCAACAACGCAUUCCAGCCGCCACCGCAGACGCAAAUGACAUCACAUGCGCAAAAUACAGGUGACAUCGCAUACCCACCCCCUCCAGUGUCUUAAGGAACUAAAUUUUAGAACACGUUUUUAUCAUAUUUUUUAUAUAUCAAACUUUCUGUGAAAUUGAUAUGUAAAUAUGUAACGUAAUGUGUAAUAACUCUUCGUAUAUAAAUAUGAAGUAAAUUAUACGGAUUAUCUUCCCUUUAUAUACAUUAGUGUCUUUUUUUUUUUCAUUUUGAAAUUAUUAAACUACAUGUAGUUGAAUAAAGGCUCUCCUGAGUAUUUUAUCAUUUUUAUCCAAUGAGUCUAAUAAAUCUAAUGUGGAAAGACACAAAUGUAAUAUUAUUUCUAUUACAUGUAAGUUAUUCCUGCAAAAACUUUUUUUUCUUUCUCUACCUUUUACAGACCAAGUAAAUUCAAUCAACAUAAUAAUUAUCCUAUGCUUGAAACGACGUUAAUGUCAAAUUUUACAUAUAUUACACAAGUGUAAAACCAAAUUUAUGUAAUGACUUUAGUUGGCUCCCAUGACAAUUCAAUGGUAAAGUUUACUGUGACGUUACUGCUGUAUUGAUAUUCAUUAUGAAAAGAUACGUUAAAGUGACAUAGGACCUUGUUUUUGACGUCUCAAUUUUGGAUGUGAAAUAAGAAAUGAUAAUAUGCAUUCAAAUACUUUCCAUUUUCAAAUGUUUUAUCUUUUCAUUCAGAUUCUAAAUUCAAAAUGUAUUGAUUUCAUUUUUUUAUUCACUUAUGAAAUACAGUAAUACGGUGAUGUAUGAAAAUUGUAAUCCGUGAUUAUUGCUUAAGUUUGUUUUGUUAUCUGUUCUUCUUUAGUGCAUUUAGUAUAAGUUGGUUGUGUUCAUAUAUUCACACACUGUUUUUAUGAUUUCUUAUCUCGUUUUUUAAACUAUCCUUGUAAAUUUCUGGGCUGGCCCAGAUCUGAUUUGUACAAAAAAUUUGAUUUUAAGUACUAUAAUUUUCAAAUAAAAUAUAUUUCUCAUA